Drosophila yakuba is the source of this 1694-nucleotide messenger RNA. RefSeq names its product probable chitinase 2 (gene Cht2). Gene Ontology annotation, molecular function: chitin binding; chitinase activity. Gene Ontology annotation, biological process: carbohydrate metabolic process; chitin catabolic process. NCBI's taxonomy places the organism in Eukaryota, Metazoa, Arthropoda, Insecta, Diptera, Drosophilidae. Gene Ontology annotation, cellular component: extracellular region. The coding region runs from base 149 to 1603 and encodes 484 amino acids. The transcript is spliced from 5 exons. The record is from RefSeq and is a predicted model, not a curated record.
UAUAUGUAUCAGUUGUCGGCUGUGGCCACGAACGAAGACGGAGAGUCGCGUUCAGUUAUAAGCGAGCUGGCUUCGAGGGCGGUGCUAAGAGUGUCGUGGUCGCUAAAGCGGAAAAACAACUCCAGAUCGGAAAACCAAGCCGCAACAGAUGACGCUGAGGAGCGGAUAUAGUGGGGAAGCACCGCAGCUGUGGCUGCUCCUCCUCCUGGCCAGCAUUGCGGGCAGCUUGUGGGCUUCGGUGGCCGCCAGGACAGGACCCCUGCACGACAAGGUGGUUGUUUGCUACGUUUCCACGUGGGCUGUGUACCGGCCGGAGCAGGGCGCCUAUGCCAUCGACAACUUCGAUCCCAGCCUGUGCACCCAUGUGGUGUACGCCUUCGCGGGUCUGGACAUCACCCAGGCAGCCAUCAAGUCGUUGGAUCCCUGGCAGGACUUGAAGGAGGAAUACGGCAAGGGUGGCUACGAGAAAAUGACUGGUCUGAAGCGCAGCCAUCCGCAUCUGAAGGUAAGCCUGGCGAUCGGCGGCUGGAACGAGGGAUCGGCCAACUACUCCAUCCUGGUGGCCAACAGUCUGCUGCGCGGCAGGUUCGUCAAGCAGGUGUCCAGUUUCAUACGCAAGUACAACUUCGACGGACUGGAUCUGGACUGGGAGUAUCCCACGCAGCGGGAGGGAAAGCCCGCGGAUCGCGAGAACUUCGUCCUGCUGACCAAGGAGCUGCGCGAAGAGUUCGACGAGCAUGGCUUGCUGCUAACCUCCGCUAUCGGAGCGUCCAAGAAGGUCAUAGACGAGGCCUACAAUGUGCGGCAGAUCUCGCGCUACCUGGACUACCUGCACAUCAUGUGCUACGACUACCAUGGCAGCUGGGACCACAGAGUGGGUUACAACUCUCCGCUGUCGGCGCCCGCGGAUGAUCCGCUGAGUGUGAAAUUCUCCAUUGACUACCUGCUGAAGCUGGGCGCUCCGCCGGAGAAGCUGGUGAUGGGCCUGCCCUUCUACGGACGCACCUUCAAGACAUUGGCCGGCGGAGGCCUAAACGACGCCAGUGAAGGAGUUGGCUUCAGGGGACCCUACACGCGGGAGGAUGGCUUCCUGGGCUACAACGAGAUCUGCCAGACACUGAGCAACCAGACCUCCGGAUGGACGAGGGAGUGGGAUCCGCAAACCAGCCAGGUGCUGGCCAAGUCCGAGCGGAACGUCUUCACCCAAGAGAUCCACGUGGUUACCUACGACAGCUCCCGUUCCAUCGCCAACAAGGUGCUGUUCGCCAUGUCCAAGCGGCUGGCGGGAGUGAUGGUGUGGUCCGUGGACACGGACGACUUCCUGGGAAACUGCAAGCUGGACGAGGACACGUUCGACGACUUCCAUAAGGUGACUGGGCUGCCCAAGAGAUCGAGCCAGAACUAUCCACUCCUGCGGACCAUCAACGAGGCCACCAUGCUGGCCGUGGAGGAGCUGGCGGUGCCGGAGCCGCAGCCGGAUGACUCCGAGAACGAGAUCCCGCACGGCAACAUUGCGGAUCGCAAGAAUGCCGGUGCUUCGGUGGUUAGUCUGGGACUCGGAGUCACCGCUGUCUUCACGCUUCUGCACCGGAUGGCCCAGUGAUGGAUUGGAGUGCUCCGGUAGCCAUAGUCUUAGAAACGCAUCACCUUGUUCACGUAGUCAUUAAAGUCCAAAUUGUAUUUUUAAGCUAAAA